AUGGCGUCGAAACAGCUUCUGAUCCUGAGCGUGGUCGUGGCUUCCAUCGCAGCGGCGCCUCAGUUCUUCAGCGACGAUCAAGCGCCUAUUCCCCACGACUUCGCUUACGGCGUCGAGGUGCCUGAUACGGGAGAUGCAAAGGAGCACAAGCAGUCUGUGUCUCCUUCGGGAAGAACCGAAGGCGAAUACCGAUGGCUUCUUCCCAACGGCCUCUUCAACGUCGUCAGGUACUUCGUGGACGGCGACUCCGGAUUCCAGGCCGAGGUGAGCGAGGAGCCAGGACCCGCCGUCGGAAACUACUACACCAACUCCCUCAGCCAAGAGAGUUCCUCGGGAGCCGUGUCCGCCGCGGCGCAGGACUUCGCUCGCAGCUUCAGCGUGCAACAAGCCAGCGUCGGGAGGGCCGUGGAUGUCAUCAGCGCCCCGAGACCUACACAGGUCUCCUUCGCUGCUCCGAGACCCAAUCAGGUUUCCUUCUCAUCUGCCCCAAGGCCAAAUCAGGUUUCUUUCUCUUCUGCCCCAAGACCUAAUCUGGUCUCCUUUUCUUCUGUCCCGAGCCCCAAUCAGGUCUUCUCUUCCGCCCCGAGUCCCAAUCAGGUCUUCUCUUCCGCCCCCGCCUUCAACGCUCAGCAACAGACUUUCGGCAGAGUCGUCGACGGAGGCUUCAUCGACGGAGGAAUUAUUGACGGAGGGAUAAUCGACGGAGGAGUCAUCGACGGCGGCGUCGUCAGCGGGGGAUUCAGCGGCAACUUCGCCACCAGUCCCUUCGACAAUUCUGCUGUGAUUCUUGCGAGAAACAACAGGUUCACAGGAUAAGUCUUGUCCUGCGCGCAACCCUUUCUUUCUCUCGACCAAGACGACAUAGUCAUUACGGUGCUCUGCAGGGAACUGCCAUAUCCAAUGGUGUGUAUAUAUAUACAUAGAAAUAAAACGAAACUAUUUUGAUAACAUGCAUACUUUUAUACUGAACAUUCUACUACCAGGAUUUCUGGAUAUCUUCAAAGUGGAUUUGAAAAGGACUUAUUGAUGCCAGAUGCAAAUAAUCACCUGCCCAAAGAGUACUUGUAAUCUCCUGUGCUAUAUUGAGAGAAAAAUAUUCGCCUCUGUUUUGCAAUUAUGUUUUAUAUAUGUGUUGACAAUAAACCGACUGUUUACA
This is a messenger RNA of Penaeus chinensis, 1156 nucleotides long. RefSeq lists its product as uncharacterized. The record is from RefSeq and is a predicted model, not a curated record. The transcript has 4 exons. Gene Ontology annotation, cellular component: extracellular matrix. NCBI's taxonomy places the organism in Eukaryota, Metazoa, Arthropoda, Malacostraca, Decapoda, Penaeidae. The coding region runs from base 1 to 816 and encodes 271 amino acids.